UGAGCGAGUGAUAGAAUGUAACUGAGUACUUUUACUCUAAUGCAAAUUCGAGUUACUUAACUUCAAUAUUUAUUUAAACAAAUUAAUACUACUUCUGCACAUUUCAUAUUCAUGCAUUUGCUCACUUUUCUGCUCAGUGAAAAUGACACGUCUGCACAAUUGGGAACAGGCAAAUAAAAGCCGUGGGACUUGUUUGCUUUGCCGCUCACUCGCCAACCUUUAAAAGGAUUUUUGGAACAGGGUCAAGGAGCAGAUGACCGCCUCACUGAGACGAUCCUUGCCUUGUUUGCCUGUGGCAGUCUGUUGAACUCGCUCGCCAGAAAAAAAAAUGAUCCGAGCUUGUGCUUUCGGCCUGAGAAAUGAUCCCGGGCGCCGACAGCUCCUCUCUGCGGCCGCUGCACGGCUUCAGCACAGUCAGAGCCAGCCGCUUGGGGGCCCUGUCCCCUCCGCCCGUCCAGAGACCUCUGGCGCCAAGACCCUGAUGGACAUCGGGACCCGCCGGAUCCUCAACGAGGACCACGAUCUCUUCAGACAAAGCGUCCGGCGCUUCUUUCAGGAUGAGGUGGUGCCGCACCACGCUGAGUGGGAGAAGGCAGGUGAGGUGAGCAGGGAGGUGUGGGAGAAGGCUGGAGAGCAAGGCCUGCUGGGAAUCAUGAUCCCGCAGGAGUGCGGCGGCAUCGGAGGAGACUUGUUCUCCGCUGCUGUCAUGUGGGAGGAGCAAAUGUACUCCAACUGCACAGGCCCGGGCUUCUCCUUGCACUCCGACGUCAUCAUGCCCUACAUCAGCAAGUAUGGUAGCAAGGAGCAGAUUGAACGCUACAUCCCGCAGAUGACUGCCGGGAAGUGCAUCGCCGCUAUUGGCAUGACAGAGCCGGGAGCGGGCAGUGAUCUUCAGGGUAUGAAGACGUACGCCAAGAGGGAUGGCGCCGACUGGAUCCUCAAUGGCAACAAGGUGUUCAUCUCAAACGGCUGGAUGUCCGACCUGGUGGUGGUGAUGGCCGUGACCGACCGCGAGGCGAAGACGGCGGCGCACGGCAUCAGCCUCUUCCUGGUGGAGAGCGGCGCCAAAGGCUUCCAGAAAGGACGCAAGCUGGAGAAGAUCGGCCUGAAGGCCCAGGACACAGCUGAGCUGUUUUUUGAGGAUGUGCGUCUCCCAGGUGACGCCAUGUUGGGGGAGCUCAACAAGGGGUUCUUCUAUGUGAUGAACGAGCUGCCUCAGGAGCGUCUGGUGGUUGCCGUCUUGGCCAUAGCGAGCUGCGAGUUCAUGUUUGAGGAAACCAGGAACUAUGUGUUGCAGAGGAAGGCUUUUGGCAAGACGAUCGCUCACCUGCAGACCGUGCAGCACAAGCUGGCAGAGCUGAAGACCGAGAUCUGCGUGGGCCGAUCCUUCGUGGAUAGCUGCCUUCAGUUGCACGCUGAGAAGCGCCUGGACGCCUCCACGGCCUCCAUGGCCAAGCUCUGGGCGUCUGACCUCCAGAACAGGGUGGCCACUCAGUGCCUGCAGCUCCACGGAGGCUGGGGAUACAUGUGGGAAUACCCCAUCGCCAAGUACGGCAUUUGUGGACUCCCGUAUUCAGUCCAUCUACGGAGGAACCAAUGAGAUCAUGAAGGAGCUCAUCGCCCGCAGCAUUGUGCGCCAGAAGUGAGCGAUUCAUGGUGGUGGAGCACUUUAGAAAGUUAGUGUAGUUUGCACAUGUUUUUAUUCUUAGUUGACAGUUUGUGUGAAAAUGAUUUAACGUAUGUUGUGUGCUCGUGAAACGUCAGGUAAGGUGUGACAAAAUGUAAUGUUCAAAUGUGACAAAAUGUAGCUUAUCGUGUUCAAAUCAGCCAAGAGAUUCAAGCGAGACUAGGUACCUUUUGAGAGAAGAAGUAACUCUCUAGUUUAAUUAAACUGCACCCUCACUCAGGUUAAUGCACUCAGGGGUUUUGCACGGCUACAGCUCUUUCCUGCUUAUUCUAAGCUACAUUGUAGCUUUGGAAUUUAAAAAAAAUGUUGCACUGUUGUUUCACUGCAAUGAAAGAUAACAGAUUCCAUGUAAAAUUCACCCAACGUUACUAAUGUUCACAAAGGUCUUUUUGUAAUUGAAUGUGUUGUUUGCUGCGUACGGUUUGCAGUCAUGCAAGAGAUUCAUUUUUCAA
Messenger RNA from Chelmon rostratus (copperband butterflyfish), 2139 nucleotides. RefSeq names its product acyl-CoA dehydrogenase long chain (gene acadl). NCBI's taxonomy places the organism in Eukaryota, Metazoa, Chordata, Actinopteri, Chaetodontiformes, Chaetodontidae. Gene Ontology annotation, biological process: long-chain fatty acid catabolic process; fatty acid beta-oxidation using acyl-CoA dehydrogenase; carnitine metabolic process, CoA-linked. Bases 329 to 1600 code for a protein of 423 amino acids. The record is from RefSeq and is a predicted model, not a curated record. The transcript has 11 exons. Gene Ontology annotation, molecular function: long-chain fatty acyl-CoA dehydrogenase activity; flavin adenine dinucleotide binding. Gene Ontology annotation, cellular component: mitochondrion.